Drosophila busckii is the source of this 1829-nucleotide messenger RNA. Its product is annotated as PIN2/TERF1-interacting telomerase inhibitor 1. The record is from RefSeq and is a predicted model, not a curated record. Gene Ontology annotation, molecular function: nucleic acid binding; telomerase inhibitor activity. Gene Ontology annotation, biological process: regulation of ribosome biogenesis. Gene Ontology annotation, cellular component: nucleolus. NCBI's taxonomy places the organism in Eukaryota, Metazoa, Arthropoda, Insecta, Diptera, Drosophilidae. The coding region runs from base 37 to 1806 and encodes 589 amino acids. The transcript is spliced from 2 exons.
UAAUAUUUAAUUAAACAUAAUAAAUAAUUGCAAGCAAUGGCUAUGCUAGCAGAGCCGCGUCGCCGCAAGCGUUACAACUUAAAUCCUCGUGGAAAAGCGCUGUAUGAAGAUGAUACACGUUUCGGUACUAAAAUGCUUGAGAAAAUGGGUUGGUCUAAAGGCAAAGGAUUAGGCGCCAAUGAGGAUGGCUCUAAGGAUUUUGUGCGCGUGCGUUUUAAGAAUGAUGCUGAAGGAUUGGGCUACGAAACGCGUGAUGAUCAAUGGACAGUGCAUGAGGAGGGCUUUAAUGGAUUGUUAAAGUCGUUAAAUGGUGGCGAAGUGGAGAAAGACAAUGGUAAUGCUUCCGCAUCCGAAGAGGAAUCACGUCCCAUGGGCUUUGGAUUUAAGGCAGCACCUAAAGCAGAAGAUACUCCCAAAACGCUGAAGGAAAAGAUCAGUGGAGUAUCUUUGGAAGAAAGUUCCAAGAGUAGUAAAGCGCGUGUGCACUACAAAAAGUUUACGCGUGGCAAGGACUUGUCGCGCUACAGUGAAAAGGAUUUGGCCAAUAUAUUUGGUAAGAAAGCUACAGAAGCUACCGAAGCGCCAGUGCAAGUGGUACAAGAGCCAGAGGAAGAGAAGGAAGUGAACCCAAACUUUGCUGGCGUGCAAACUCUGCAAACAGGACUCUCUGUGCAGGAUUAUUUUAAGCAAAAAAUGGAGGCUAUGAAAAACAGGCUUAAAAAUGGUACUGUUGGGACAAAGCCGUUGUUAAAUGAGGAUAAUCCUGCAGUAGAAACAAUGGCGGCAGAUGAGAACAAGGAGCCAGUAAAAAAGAAGAAGAAAAGGAAAGAUAAAGAGCUGGAGAUAGCUGAGCAAAAUGGUGAAGCUGUAGAGACGCAAACGCAGUCAACUGAUGAUAAUAAUGUGGACGAACCAGUCAAAAAGAAGAAGAACAAGAAGAGUAAGCAGCAGGAAGAUGUUAUGUUGGAAACGGAGCCAAUAGAAGAAACUACUGCCAAGAAGGAGAAGAAAAAGAAGUCUAAGCGUGCAACCGAAGAAGAGAGCACAAAGCUGGAGGAAGCGGCACUGGAGCAAGUGGAGGAUGAAAAUCCACCAAAGCGCAAGAAACACAAAAAGAACAAAGCAGCUGAAGCUGAGGAGCCACUGCCUACGCCAGAACUGCCAGAGGCAACACAAGAUGUUGAAGUUAAGAAAAAGAAGAAAUCUAAAAGCAAAGCUGCUGAAGAACCAAUGCAGCUAGAGACUGAGCAAGUUCCUGCAGAAACAGAAGAUAUGCAAGUUAAAAAAAAGAAAAAGUCGAAAAAUAAGUCAACUGUUGAGGAGCCACAACCAGAGCAUCACACCGAAUCACUGCCAGCAGAUUCACCAAAAAAAUCGAAGAAAAAGUCAAAAAAAGAAACCGAAGUAAGUGAAAAUGUUUCCUGCUCCGGCGAUAAUAGCGAUGCAUCGACAGAUGAAGAGGCUGCAGCACAGUUCUUAUCACUGGAGCAGCUAAUUGAAAAGCGUAACUUAUGUGAUUUGUAUACAAUCUCUUCAUUUUGCGCAGAAAAAUUCCACAAUGUAAAUAUGAAUGCCUUUGAGCAGUCCACCUUGCCCAAGAUACUCGGCUAUGGCAUUGAUGAGAACGUAAAACUUGACAUUGUGGAGACAAAAAACGAUGCAACGCGUAUAAUGGACUUGUGGAGUAAUAAAGUUAGCAAAUAUCGCAUACAGCCGCAGUGCCUGAAGAAAAUGAAACACAGCAAAUUUGUUACUCCAACCGCACUUAGAUCCCUAAAGCGACGAAGAGUAUUCUCAUGUGUUUAGCCAAUGUUUCCAACGCAAAGUUU